Molecule: messenger RNA, 360 nt
Organism: Juglans regia (Persian walnut)
Lineage: Eukaryota; Viridiplantae; Streptophyta; Magnoliopsida; Fagales; Juglandaceae
Product: secreted RxLR effector protein 161-like
Exons: 1
Coding region: 1-360 (119 amino acids)
Source: RefSeq, a predicted model, not a curated record
AUGAUAGGAAGUUUUCUUUACAUUACUGGUAGCAGACCUGACAUUGCUUUUAGUGUAGGUGUUUGUGCACGAUUUCAGGCUAAUCCUAAAGAAUCACACCUCACAGCAGUAAACAGAAUCUUGAAAUACCUAAGUGCUACUAUUGAUUAUGGCAUAUGGUAUUCAAAAGAUUUAAAUUUGAGUCUAGUUGGCUAUUCUGAUGUUGACUGGACUGGUAAUGCUGACGAUAGAAAAAGCACCGCAGGUGGUUGUUUUUAUGUCGGUAGCAAUCUGGUAGCAUGGAUGAGCAAGAAGCAAAACUCCAUCUCCCUAUCCAUUGCUGAAGCCGAAUACAUUGCGGUUGGCAACUAUUGCACUUAG